Messenger RNA from Habropoda laboriosa, 2487 nucleotides. RefSeq names its product pre-rRNA-processing protein TSR1 homolog (gene Tsr1). The coding region runs from base 109 to 2487 and encodes 792 amino acids. Gene Ontology annotation, molecular function: U3 snoRNA binding; GTPase activity; GTP binding. NCBI's taxonomy places the organism in Eukaryota, Metazoa, Arthropoda, Insecta, Hymenoptera, Apidae. Gene Ontology annotation, cellular component: preribosome, small subunit precursor; nucleus. The record is from RefSeq and is a predicted model, not a curated record. The transcript is spliced from 12 exons. Gene Ontology annotation, biological process: endonucleolytic cleavage of tricistronic rRNA transcript (SSU-rRNA, 5.8S rRNA, LSU-rRNA); maturation of SSU-rRNA from tricistronic rRNA transcript (SSU-rRNA, 5.8S rRNA, LSU-rRNA); ribosome biogenesis.
UCCCUAUAAUGUAGCUAAAAAAAAUUGAAAAUACAUGUGCUUUACAAAUUAUGUUUGAUUUAUUAUAAUGACAUUUAUUCAACGAAGAACAUAACAUUUUAAGAUAAAAUGGGAAUGGUUAAGCAAGAGGUGCACCGACCUGGUGCAUUUAAGCAAGUAAAUAAGGCGCAUAAAACUGGUAGACAUCGUAGUAAAGGUUCAAUAAGUAGCGAGGCUAAAGGAAAAGUUGGAGUAAAAGCUUUAUCAAAACGUGCUCUUAAAAAUCUUUCAAAGGAUGCUCGAAGGAAUCAAUCUUCCCAAAUUAGAAAAAGGAAGAGAGAAGAAGUAUUGCAACAAAAAAGAAAUCUAGGUGGAUCACAUUUUGCACCUAUUCUUGUAUGCAUUAUUCCAUUGCAAGAAGAUGUAGAUGUUGAGAAUGUAUUGUCGAUAUUAACAAAAGCAGUUGAGACUGCAAAUAUAACAAAUAGUCCAUGUGGUACAACACAUUUCAGUAUACCUAGAUUUAAACAACGUUUUUCCAUUAUUAUUCCACCAGUUGGUAACUUGUUUGCCACAUUAGAUGUAGCAAAAGUAGCUACAACUAUACUUUUUGUUGCUUCUGCUGUAAAUGAAACUGAUAAUAAUCCAAGGGAAGAGGUCCUGGAUGAUUGGGGAAAGGAGAUUAUUUUACCUUGUGUUGCUCAAGGCUUAACUACUCCUGUAGUAGCACUUGUAAAUGUUGAAAGUCUUCAUAUAAAGAAACGCCAAGACUUUAAAAACCAUGUACAAUCUGAAAUUUCGAAAUGGCUUCCUGAAGAAAAAGUUUUUCAAUUGGAUACUUCCACAGAUGCUUUAAAUGUUCUACGACGAGUUGGUUCUCAAAAGCAAAAAACUAUAUCCUAUAGAAGUAAAAGAGCUCAUCUGUUAGCUGAAGAACUAAGGUUUCAUUGUAACGAGGGUUCCACAGAGCUUGGAACACUUAUGAUUUCAGGAUAUCUUAGAAAUGUACCAUUAUCAGUCAAUGGUUUGAUACACAUUUCUGGAUUUGGAGAUUUUCAAAUGUCUCAAAUAGAUGCUCCUGAAGAUCCAUACCCAAUGGAGAGAAAAAUAAGGAAACAUUGUAAUGCAAUGGAUGAUGAACAAUCCAUUAGGAUUCUCGAACGCGCAGAUCCAAAGAAACAAGAAUCACUCGAAAGUGAAAAUAUACCUGACCCUAUGGAUGCAGAACAAACUUGGCCCACAGAAGAAGAAUUAGCUCAAGCUGCAGCUGCUCAAAAAAAGAAAAUAGUAAAAAGAGUUCCAAAGGGAACAUCUGAAUACCAGGCAGCCUGGAUUCCUGAUGAGGAUGGAGAGGAAUUGAGUGACGAUGAAUCAGAAGACCAGAUGUCUGUUGAUGAAGCAAAAUCUCAAGCGGAUAGUGAAGUAGAAGCAGAAGAAGACGAGGAAGAAUACGAGACAAUUACUGUAUCUGAAGCUCCCGAUGAACGAUACGAUAAGAACAUUGAUAUAACGGAGGAGAAGGAGGCAAUAGACAAAUUAAAGCAAGCAAAAUUAGAUGCACAAUUUCCUGAUGAAGUGGAUACGCCGCAAGGUACAUUGGCGAAACAGAGAUUUCAAAAGUAUCGUGGACUUGAAUCAUUUAGAACAAGUCCGUGGGACCCAAAAGAAAAUCUUCCUAUCGAUUAUGCUCGAAUAUUUCAGUUCGAAAAUUUUGAUCGAACGCGAAAACGUAUAUUUAAAGAAUCUAAAGAAAUAGAAGGUGCUAUGCCUGGUUGGUAUAUCACAAUUCACGUUAUGAAUGUUAGACGAGAUCUUUUUACCGCAUUUUCCACGUUAGAAAGUCGUCCAUUAAUUAUAUUCGGUCUACUCCCGAAUGAACACAAAAUGUCUCUUCUAAAUUUGGUAUUAAAACAUACCAAUACUAGUUCACGACCAGUAAAAUCUAAGGAUAGAUUGAUAUUUCAAUGUGGGUUCAGAAGAUUUAGCGCAUGUCCAAUAUUUAGUCAACAUACAAACGGAAACAAACAUAAGUACGAGCGGUACUUCCAACCGGAAAGUACUGUUGUAGCAAGCAUGUAUGCACCAAUUACGUUUUCACCUUGUCCAGUUCUGUGUUAUGUAGAGAAAUUGAACAAAUCAUUGGAAUUAAUUGCAACUGGGAGUGUAUUAUCUGCAAAUCCAGAUAGAAUAGUUGUAAAACGAGUUAUUCUCAGUGGUCACCCAUUUAAAGUGCAUAAGCGAUCAGCAGUUAUAAGAUUCAUGUUCUUUCACCGUGAAGAUAUAAAUUGGUUUAAACCAAUUCAAUUGCGAACGAAAUAUGGUCGUAGAGGUCAUAUAAAAGAACCAUUAGGUACACAUGGACACAUGAAAUGUGUAUUCAAUGGUCAAUUAAAAUCGCAGGAUACGGUUUUGAUGAAUCUGUAUAAACGAGUAUUUCCAAAGUGGACAUAUGAACCUUUAUUAUUAACAGAGCUGGAACAUCAGGAUCAAAGCAUGAAUGUAGAAUAA